CAAAAAUUAAAACCUAGCAGAUGAGCAGUCACGCAAUGGCAUUGCCUUCUAAAAUUUAAAAUUGCCUCUUUCUAUUGCCGCAAAUCCGCAAUGGCGGAGCCUUCUAAAAUCUAAACUGCCGCUCCCUCAGUCCCUUGCUAAACUGCCGCUGCCUAGCUAAAUUGCCGCUGCCUUGUUAAACUGCCAAUCAGCUCGCUGCCUUGCUAAACUGCCGCUCAGCCGCUGCGGUGCCGCACCGUACGUCCAAUCGCCGCUUCAUUUGUAUUUUGAAUAUGAGUUUGGAUAAAUUUGUAAUUCGGACUAAGAGGACUUUAACUCAAGGGGAUAGUUCUUCAAAUGUUCCUAAUCAGUCUAUCUCAAGCGAUGGAAAUGUUAUUGCUUCAAAUGUAAGCAUUGUCCGAGAUGAGUCUAAUGAAAUUAGGGGAGACAAAAGAGCACGGACAGAUAAUACGUGUGAGUGGGAUAUCAUUAGCGAUCCCGCAUUACGAAAGCCAAUCAUUGAAUAUGAUCCUCGAGUAAGAGAUGAUGUGAUGAGAGCGUAUGUUGUUAAAGGUGCUUGUCAACCGUUGUCUCAUGAUUUUCCACGAACUUUAUUUGGGAAAAAAAUGAGAUGUUUUCGAGCAGAGUGGUUUAAAAAUUGGGAAUGGUUGGAAUAUAGUAUUUCUAAAGAUGCUGCAUUUUGCUUUUGGUGUUACCUUUUCCGUGGGGUAGAAGGGAGGAGAUUUGGAGAUGAUGUAUUUGUAAGGACCGGAUUUCGUAAUUGGAAGAAAAGUCUUGAAAAAUUUAGAGACCAUGUAAGAGUUGUAAAUGGUGCACACAAUGAUGCCAGAACACAUUUUUUUGCUUUCAAGAAUCAAAAGCAAAGCAUUCCAAGAAGUCUGGAUUCAGGAAUACAAACAUUGGGUGCUGCAUAUCACACUCGUUUGAAUGCAAGUGUGGAUUGUGCUAGAUUUUUAAUUUCACAAGGGUUGGCUUUUCGUGGGCAUGAUGAGAGAGAAACUUCACUGAAUAGAGGAAAUUUCUUGGAAUUGCUUGAUUGGUAUAGUGCACGCAAUGCUGAUGUUGAGAAAGUGGUGAAAGUUAAUGCACCAUCAAAUCACCAACUUACUAGUCCUAAGAUUCAAAAGGAUAUUAUUAGUUCUUGUGCAUCAGAGACAACAAAAGUCAUAAUUAGUGAUAUUGGUGACAAAUUUUUUUCUUUGUUGAUUGAUGAAGCUCGUGAUAAUUCUGUGAAAGAGCAAAUGACAAUUGUUGUUAGAUUUGUAAACGAUAGCGGAGUUGUUAUGGAGCGAUUCCUUGGAGUUAAACAUGUUGUUGACACUACUGCACUUUCUUUGAAAAGUGGCAUCGAUGAUUUUUUUGCUAAGCAUGGAUUAUCUUUGUCCAAGAUUAGAGGUCAAGGAUAUGAUGGAGCUUCUAAUAUGCGAGGUGAGCUUAAUGGAUUGAAGACUCUAAUCUUGAAUGAAAAUCCACAAACAAGAUAUAUUCGUUGUUUUGCUCACCAAUUGCAAUUAGUUGUUGUGGCCGUUGCACAAAAAAAUAAGUUUGUGAGUGACUUUUUUGAAUAUUUGUCCAUGGUUACUAACAUGGUUGGAUCUUCUUGUAAAAGAAAAGACGAGUUUCGGCAAAAACAACAUGAAGCCAUGGUAGAGAUGCUAGAAAAGGGUGAGCUUACAACUGGGAGAGGAUUGAAUCAAGAAAGUAGUUUAGCUAGGCCGGGAGCUACACGCUGGGGUUCACAUCAUACAACCAUUAUUCGUAUUCUUUCUAUGUGGUCUCCUACUAUUCAAGUUCUUGAUAAUAUAUUUGAUGAUGGAACUGAUCUCAAAUCGAGAGGCACUGCUAGUAGCCUGGUAGAAAAGAUGGAGAGUUAUCAGUUUGUUUUAAUUGCUCACUUGAUGAAAAAGGUAUUGGGAUUGACGAAUAUAUUGUCACAUUUCUUGCAACAAAAAGAUCAAAACAUUCUCGAGGCUGUGAGCUUAGUUAAAAGCACUAAAGCUAAAUUUCAAGAUUUGAGAGAAAGCGGAUGGGAUGAUCUCUUGGAAGAUGUCAAUAGCUUUUGUGUCAAGAACAAAAUUGACAUUCUUAACAUGGAAGAGACAAAUCGUCGUUCUAGACGUGUUCGUCACCCGAUAACAAAUUAUCAUCACUUUCGAGUUGAUAUAUUUUGCCAGGUGAUUGACCAGAUAAGUCUUGAGAUGGAGAAUCGCUUUAGUGAGUCCAACACAGAAUUACUGACUUGUUUAGCAUGUCUUGAUCCUAGAGAUAAGUUCUCUAAUUUCUGUGAGUCAAAGCUACUAAACCUCGCGGAAUUAUAUUCAUGCGAUUUUUCAUUCGUUGAUCGAAUGGAGCUGAAAGAGCAACUCCAGGUGUGGAUAUAUGAAAUGAGAACAAAUGAAUUAUUUUCUGCCGUACAGACUAUUGGUGAAGUUUGUAAAAAGAUGGUUGAGCUUAAAGUUCACAAUUCUUUUCACUUGGUAUAUCGUCUGAUUGAGUUGGCUUUAGUAUUACCAGUUGCAACAGCCACCGUUGAAAGAGCCUUCUCUGUGAUGAAUAUUAUCAAGACAGAUCUUCGCAAUAAGAUGGGAGAUAAUUAUCUUACAGAUUGCUUGGUGUGCUACAUCGAGAGAGAUGUUUUUAGAAGUAUUGAUAAUGAAACUAUUAUGCAACAUUUUCAGAAUAUGAAAACUCGUAGGCUUGAUUUACCAAAGUUGCAGAAAUGAACUAUUUAAUAUGUAAUUAACUACUCCGUAUAAUUUAUGCUAUUGCCUUACUUUUUACCAUCUUUAUUACAUUUGAAAUUUUUAUUAUAGAAUAAGUUUAGUGUCUAGUGUGCCCCUGCUCUGAGAAAUCUCUGGGUCCGCCACUGGUUUCAUAUAUUAAUUAUUACUAGAAACGAUCAACGAACCGAUGGUUAAUCGUUGAUGCUUUCACAAGUAAGUAACUUCGGUUUAUUAAUGCAUGGUCGUGGUUAAUAAACUUAAGAGGGAUUAAUUUUGUUGGUUAAACCAAAACCGUUGUGUUGAGGUUAUCAAUCUCAAUUGAUUUCAUCAAGGAGUUAGAAAGAUUAAAUGCUACUAUUAAAUCGGUAUAAGGCAUUGUUCUAUAUUUGAUUAAUAGUAAGGGUUAUUAAUGAACGGUCGUUGUUAAUAAAUACCCUCGAUGAAGUGGAUAUACUCCCCGAUUGAGUAUUCGAGAGGGAAGAAGUUUUAGAUAUAACAAUGAUCGACUAAAAUAUAUCAACAAGUGGAAAGUAGCAAUGCCAAGUCCUUUUUAUCUUUGAAUUAAAUAUCAUACAAGUCGUUCAUCUUAGGUUUUAAUUAAAUUAAAUCACUCAAUCCAAAUCCCCCCUUUAUUUACUAAGUUUCAUUAAAAGAGAAUUAUUCCUUUCCUUGUGGAUACGAACUCUACUACGCUAUACUACGUAUAAAUGUUAGUAUUGAAAAUUAUUUUGACGCACCGUGACAAAGUGCUCGUCAAUUCUCUUUUAUAUACUUUAAGCCACACGUCUUGUUUUAUACUGUAUUAUUUAUUUUAUUAUUUAUUUAUAAUUUUGUUUCUGUAUGUGUAUAUAUAUAUAUAUAUGUAUAUUUAUAAAAAACUAGAUUAGCUACCAAAAAUUUGAAAAAAAAAACAUUAUUAGGACUCUUUAAAAUGUGACGAACAAAAAUAUUACUUAGUAAUUAAUUGUGUUCAAACUUAUAUCGUAGUAAUUACAUGAAAGUUACUACGAUAUAAACUUUGAAUACGAUUGUAGUCACUAAUAAUUACUAAGUAAUAUUUUUGUCUAUGACUUUUUUAUUAGUAAUAUUUAAGGAAAACCCCCAAAUUUUAGGAAUGUUUGUAUUGUUCUAAAAUGUGAAACAAUAUGGAAUUUGACUAAAUUAGCUACCGUCAAUGUAAACGAAAAAUUUUAACGGAAAAACUCAAUUAAUAUAGAUUAAAUACACAGAGGAUUAAAAUGAUAGAUUUAAUAGUUUAAGGAAAUGUUUCCAUUUUUUAAGUGAUGAGGCAAGAGCCGGGAGGUCUUUCCCUUAGCUUAGGGUUCGAGAUUGUGCCGUCAUCGUGUGACUUUUUCUUUAUCGAAGCAUCCAAGCGCCGACUUGGCCUGCUUCGACGUUUGUGGUAGCGUGAAGGAUGGAGGGUGAGGCUGUUAAGAUGCACAGGGAAGAACGCGAGCACAAAGGGGAACCGGUAGCUAGCCUAGCCGACAAGUACAUGGGACGAGGAGAGUUGCACGAGCUUCGAAUAGGCCAGAUUUAGAUCGACAAUGAAGGAUCAAUUAGAGUGGUACCAAUGAAACGGCCUCCUCUUGAACCACCACCAUGGGUUGUACGAGGUGCUAGAGUCCGUGAAAGUUUUUGUAUUAGUUAUUAUUAUUUUGUCAUUUAGUUUCUUGUUAUCGUAUUUGUUGUUAGGUUUGUCAGUUUAUUUGGGAAUUUAGCCUUUUUAUGUCAUUGGAUAUGUUUGGAUCUAUGGAAACAGGGAUGGCUGCAGUGUCAAGCCCGCAACAUGGUUAGCGAUUCGUGUUGCUCUUUCAGGGGUGACCGUCUCUAAGUCUGAUCAUAGGGUUUACAGUUGUUGGAGUUUAGUUGAUGCCAGCAGUGGCGGAGCCAGAAAAACAGCUCGAGGGGGGGGGGGGGGAUCGAAUAUCAACCUAUAUAUAGAAUGAAUAUGGUGGAUCAUUUUAAAACAAUGCCUGAGUUGAAUAUUUCAUAUGCAGUUUAGAUAAAUAGACACUCAUAGCAAUAAGGUAGAUUGUUUUUUCCUUGUUUCUGAGUCGUGUUACGUAAGUAUUGAGUGAAUUAUACCCUAUUUUUAGAAUUUGGGAAAAUAAUCUAUAAUAUGCAUCAAAUUUUGCUAAUUUUACGUUUAGAUAGUUCUGAUUUUGAAGAAGUCAUAACUUUUUACUCGUAAUGAGUUAGGAGGACCAUAAUAUAUCAAAUCGAAGAUAUUUCAGAGCUCUAUACUAUCAAAUUUUCAGCGGGGUCGGUUGACCACCCUGACCCCCUUGGCUCCGCCUCUAGGUGUCAGAUUUGUUUUUCCUUUGAUUGAUGUAAUGAUCCUGAAACUUUUGAUAUGAAUAGAGACAAGUUUUCGAUUCAAAAAAAAAUAAUUCAAGGAGCAAAAUGAUGUGUUAAUUGUUCACAAAUAAGCAAUAUAAUAAUGCGUUGAGGCGUAAUGUAAGAACUUUGAAAAUAUGGACGGACUAUUUAUAGUGUAUAUAAUAAGCAUGUCAUACUCCUCCGUAUAUAUACGCCUCCUGAUUACAAACCACCGCAUACACCAUAGUAUCCGCAAAUUAUAGCGCACCCGGAUGUACGGUCCUCACCGUACAUCCGGGUAUUUUUGAAAUUAAUUACAAAUCUGGUGGUAAAGAUUAGGAAUGGAGAAGGCUGCUCGGCUCUCGCUGAUGUCUUGGGAAUCGAUGGAGGAGGAUCUACGCACAUCUCUCUUCUCCGCCCACCAUGGCCUUCCACGCACGAAGCAACAACACCAUCGUCAUCUGUCUGCAAUCGCCGUUGCACAGUGUCACGGACUUAUUCAGGAGAGUCGUGACAACAGCCUUCGGAUGGAGGCUGUUGAUUUCGAACCUAAGACGGCGGAUUCGAGCUUCAGUGUCUGGUGCGCAGUCGGAUGAAGUUCGCCCGCCACUGUAGACCACACUUAAUGCUAAAAUGAGUUUUAUGUUAAAUUCAAAUGAGUAUAACGUCCAAAAUGAAUGAGCACACACAAAUGCAUUUUUAAAUUUUUUGAUACUCAUUUCGUAAGUUAUGUAUGCUUAUUUAGUAGUAAUUGUAUGCUUAUUUUAAAAUGCCAUAUCAAUAAUGCAUAUUUUUAAAUUAUUAUACUACAUUAAAUUCGCAUAUUGUUUUUAAUUGAAAUCGAUUAUAGACACAAUUUCAAAAAUCUUUUUCAAACAAAUAAAAAAGUUACAUUAGAAGAUUUGAAGCAGAUUUCACGAUACUCAUUUUUAGGUUUCUAUUACUCAAAAGAAUAAGCAUGAUGCUCACCAAACUUCCAUUAACGCUCAAUCUAGACAAAUUGCUAUUUUUAUCAAAAUUACAAAGUUACUCAAGAUAUAUGGUGCAAGCCGUACACCAGGGUGCAUGUGGUAUACGAACUGCCAUAGUAUCCGUUAAUUAUAAUCUAAUGAUUCCUCUAAUAAUGAAUUAGGUUGGUACAAAAAAACAGUACACGUAACUUUGUGUAUAAUCUGCAUCAAUCUUUGCUGGUUGAUUGGGUUUGAGUUUUCAUGACUCAUCAUGUCCUUCACGGAAGUCUUUCCAAGAAGCUAUAACUGGUGUAACGUAUUUAUCUCAAAAAUAUGAUUUUGGGGCUAUAAAUCUGGAACGUCUCCUGAGUUUUAGACCUCGUCGAUUAGUUUUCUUGAAGGACCGGUGUUCUGUUUGUCUGAAAUGGACUUCUAAAUAAAAUCAUAACUAUUGGCGGGUGCAUUGAAUAUUGAACUGUCACCUAAUUCUUAGAGCUAGGAAAGAAGUGAGGGAAGUUAGAAUUUUGGUUUGUUUCACGAGAAUUUUGUUGGUCACAAGAAAGUUAUCAAAGCAAAAGCUCUGAUUCUCAAAUGCUGCAGUUAUUGUUGCGCCUUAAUAAGUUAUUGCGUAACAGGUGUUUGUGUUUUGUCUGCUUAGAACUAGUAUAUGCUGUGUCAUAACAAACCACAGGGAUAUCUUUCUUCUUCCUUAUUCACACCUAUACUGCAUUCUUGAAAUGGAUCAUUCUAGAGUUGAAGUGGACCUGAAAGAAGGAGUAAAAAUUACCAAGGAUAAGAAUGGAAUUGGUCAAGUUCUGCUUCAUAAUUCCCGAGGAGCAUCAGCCCGAGUAAGCCUUCAUGGAGGACAAGUCCUUUCAUGGAAGACUAACCAUGGUGAUGAACUAUUAUUCACCAGUAGCAAGGCGAUUUUUAAGCCACCAAGAGCUGUGAGAGGUGGAAUUCCUAUUUGUUUCCCACAGUUUGGGAAUCGAGGUUCCCUGGAGGAUCAUGGAUUUGCCAGAAACAGGAUGUGGGUCAUUGAUGAACAUUCUCCACCACUACACCCCAAUGACUCUAGUGGAAAGACAUUUGUUGACUUGCUAUUUAAACCCUCUAAGGAUGAUCUUAAAGUUUGGCCUCAUGGAUUUGAAUUUCGCCUUAGAGUUGCCUUGACGGGUGAUGGCUCACUGGUUUUGAUCUCACGUGUGAGGAAUGUCAACUGCAAGCCGUUUAGUUUCUCAUUCGCCUUCCUCUCCUACUUUUCAGUAUCUGAUAUCAGUGAAGUAAGAUUGGAGGGUGUAGAGACUCUCGAUUAUCUUGACAACCUCCGUGACAGAGAACGCUUCACAGAGCAGGGUGAUGCAUUGACAUUUGAAUCUGAGGUGGACCGAGUUUAUCUAAGUUCUUCAGAUGUGAUUGCUCUCUUUGAUCAUGAGAAGAAGCGGACUAUCUUUAUCAGGAAGCAAGGGCUGCCAGAUGUAGUUGUCUGGAAUCCAUGGGAAAAGAAAUCAAGAACCAUAGUUGAUUUUGGAGAUGAAGAGUACAAACAGAUGGUGUGUGUGAAUGGAGCAGCAAUUGAGAAGCCAAUCGUGUUGAAGCCAGGCGAGGAAUGGACUGGACAUGUGGAGUUAGCCAUUUCAUUUACAAUCUGAUCACCAUCAACUGUUAUUUUGCUUGUAGUUAACCUGUUUUAUCACUUUUUUGUAUCUAUCAUUCCCAUUGAGGUAAUAUUAUGAGUAAAAAUGGGGGUGUCUUUUAGUUAUGUAUCCAUAGAAACUUUUAUGCUUCUUCAGCUG
Molecule: messenger RNA, 7791 nt
Organism: Cuscuta europaea
Lineage: Eukaryota; Viridiplantae; Streptophyta; Magnoliopsida; Solanales; Convolvulaceae
Source: the annotation of a GenBank genome assembly